Molecule: messenger RNA, 2340 nt
Organism: Abrus precatorius (Indian licorice)
Lineage: Eukaryota; Viridiplantae; Streptophyta; Magnoliopsida; Fabales; Fabaceae
Product: beta-galactosidase 7-like
Exons: 17
Coding region: 349-2340 (663 amino acids)
Biological process (GO): carbohydrate metabolic process
Cellular component (GO): vacuole; cell wall
Molecular function (GO): beta-galactosidase activity; carbohydrate binding
Source: RefSeq, a predicted model, not a curated record
CAUGAUGGAAGGGCCUUAAAAAUUGAUGGCAAGCGUAGAGUUCUCUUGUCCGGAUCAAUCCAUUAUCCUAGAAGUACACCUGAGAUGUGGCCCGAUUUAAUCCAAAAAGGCAAAGAAGGAGGAUUAGAUGCAAUCGAAACAUAUGUUUUUUGGGAUUUGCAUGAACCUUCUCCUCGUCAGUAUGAUUUCACUGGCAACAAUGAUCUCAUCAGGUUUCUCAAGACCAUUCAAGAGGCUGGACUUUAUUCUUAAUUUUAAAAAUAUUCAAUUGUUGUCACUUUUAGAGGGAUUCCUGUGUGGGUUCACAAUCUCCCUGGUGUUGAGAUUCGUACUGCCAAUGCUGUGUACAUGAAUCAAAUGCAAAAUUUCACUACUUUGAUAGUGGAUAUGAUCGAAAAUGAAUAUGGGAACGUAAUUUCGAAUUAUGGAGCCGCUGGAAAAGCUUACAUAAAUUGGUGCGCAAGCAUGGCCGAAUCCUUAAACAUCGGGGUUCCAUGGAUCAUGUGCCAAGAGCCCGAUGCUCCUCAGCCAAUGAUUAACACUUGCAAUGGGUGGUAUUGUGACGACUUUGAACCCAAUAAUCCAAACAGUCCUAAGAUGUGGACAGAAAAUUGGGUAGGCUGGUUCAAGAGUUGGGGUGGCAAAGAUCCACAUAGAACUGCUCAAGAUGUUGCUUAUGCUGUGGCUAAAUUUUUCCAAACCGGAGGCACAUUCCAAAAUUAUUAUAUGUACCAUGGUGGAACUAACUUCGGAAGAACAGCCGGUGGUCCAUACAUUACCACUACAUAUGAUUAUGAUGCUCCUCUUGAUGAAUACGGCAACAUUGCCCAACCAAAAUGGGGUCACCUCAAAGAGCUGCAUAGAGUUUUGAAGUCAAUGGAGGAAAGUCUUACAAACGGGAACGUUUCUGAGACUGAUUUUGGCAAUUCUGUUAAGGCCACUGUAUAUGCCACAAAUGAAUCAUCAAGCUGCUUCUUGAGCAACUCGAACACCACCACCGAUGCCACUCUAACAUUUAGAGGAAAGAACUAUUCUGUUCCUGCAUGGUCUGUUAGUCUUCUUCCAGACUGUGAAAAUGAAGAAUAUAACACAGCUAAGGUGAAUGUCCAAACCUCUCUAAUGGUUAAAGUGAAAAACGAAGCAGAAGAUGAGCCAGAAGCUUUGAAGUGGACGUGGAGGCCUGAGAAUAUUGAUGAUGCUCUUCUUGGUAAAGUUAAUGUCUCUGCAAACAGACUUAUUGAUCAAAAAGAUGUUACUAAUGAUGCUAGUGACUAUCUUUGGUACAUCACAAGAGUUCAUCUCAAGCAAGAUGAUCCAGUUUGGAGUGAUAACAUGUCUCUAAGGAUUAACGGUAGUGGCCAAGUAAUUCAUGCAUUCGUCAACGGGGAGCAUAUUGGUUCCCAUUGGGCUACAUACGGCAUUCAUAAUGAUAAAUUUGAGCCAAAGCUUAAGUUGAAGCAUGGAAAGAAUGUUAUAAGCUUGCUUAGUGUCACCGUGGGACUUCAGAACUAUGGAAAAAACUAUGAUAAAUGGCAUGAUGGUCUUGUUGGGCCUAUUGAGCUGGUCAGUGUAAAGGGUGAUGAGACUAUCAUAAAAGAUUUAUCUUCACACAAGUGGCUAUACAAGGUUGGAUUGAAUGGUUGGGAUAACAAAUUCUAUAGUGAAGACUCACCCUUUGCUUCUCCUAACCAAUGGGAAUCUGAGGAACUACCCACAAACAGGAUGCUAACUUGGUACAAGACUACUUUCAAAGCUCCUUUGGGGUCAGACCCUGUUGUGGUGGAUAUGCAAGGUAUGGGCAAAGGCUAUGCUUGGGUGAAUGGCCAAAAUAUUGGACGCAUCUGGCCUAGUUAUGAUGCUGAUGAAGAUGGUUGCAGUGAUGAUCCUUGUGACUAUCGUGGUGAAUAUGAUGACAAAAAAUGUGUUACCAAUUGUGGGCAGCCCACACAGAGAUGGUACCAUGUUCCUCGAUCUUUCCUUCAAGAUGAUGUGAAUACAUUGGUUUUGUUUGCGGAGUUAGAUGGGAACCCAACACUAGUGAAUUUUCAAACUAUUGUUGUUGGAACUGCAUGUGGACAUGCUUAUGAGAACAAGACCUUGGAAUUGUCUUGCCAAGGUCGCCCGAUUUCUGCCAUUAAAUUUGCAAGUUUUGGUAAUCCACAAGGAGUGUGUGGAGCAUUCACCAAGGGCACAUGUGAAAGCCAGAAUGAUGCAUUGUCCAUUGUGAAAGCUGCAUGUGUUGGCAAGGAUGCAUGUUCAAUUGAUGUUUCAGAGAAGACAUUUGGUCCAACCGCUUGUGGAGAGAUUCCUAAGAGGCUUGCGGUGGAGGCAGUUUGCUAG